GCGGCGGGCUUUUUGAAACGGCGGCCACCGCCGAGUCCAAAGCCAGCCGGGUGGGGCCGGGGCGCGCGGGGGAGGCGGUUGCCAUGGCGACCAGGCAGCUGGCCAGGCAGCUAGGCAUUAUUCGAAGUGUUUCCAAACCGUCUCCCGUUGGGCAAAGUCACAACCAACGCAAACUGCGGCAGCUGUUUGACUACUUAAUAAUUAUCGAUUUUGAGUCUACCUGCUGGAAGGAUGUCCGAAGAUGUCAAGAAAUAAUUGAAUUUCCAGCAGUUCUCUUGAACACCUCAAAUGGAGAAAUUGAGACUGAAUUUCAUAUGUACGUCCAGCCCCAGGAACAUCCAACUCUCUCUGAGUUUUGUAUUGAGCUAACUGGAAUAAAACAGGAUCAAGUCGAUGAAGGGGUUCCACUGCAUAUAAGCCUAUCCCAAUUUUCUAAGUGGAUUCACAAGAUCCAGGAGGAGAAAAAGAUUGUUUUUGGUUCAACUGAUGCUGCUCCUGAAAAAAAAUUAUGUGCCUUUGUUACCUGGUCAGAUUGGGACCUGGGAAUUUGCCUGCACUAUGAAUGUAAAAGAAAACAGCUACGGAAGCCUAAUAUUUUAAAUUCUUGGAUUGAUCUACGGGCCACUUACAAGAGUUUUUACUCUAGGAAGCCCCAAGGUUUAAAUGGCGCAUUGAAAGACGUGGGUAUCACUUUUGAAGGACGGGAGCACUCUGGGCUGCAUGAUUCUCGGAAUACAGCUCGCCUCGCUUGGAAGAUGAUUUGUGAUGGGUGUGUAAUGAAAAUCACAAAAUCAUUAGAUAAGGCACCUCCAGUGAAGAAUUCCCUGGCCAGAUUUGGGGGUGAGAAACCUGCCCAUGAUGGCCCUUCGGGAAUCAACCCUCUUGUCAAAGCAUCACCUUUGGACGAAAGCAAAAAGGAAGUUCCUCCAGAAAUCAAGCGAAAAGAGGAAGACUCAGCACAAGAGACGGUUCGCGUAGCCUUGUUUGAAAACCCACCUCUUGCGUCUGGAAAGAGCAGAAAGACUGACCAAUGUGGUAGCACCAAACAGAACCUAACCUCGUCCAUAGGAAGACCCCAUUGGCCUCUGAUUAAUCUUCAGCACCCCUGCUAUAGACCUUCGGGCCUUCAGAGUUGGGGAGAUAAGGGCCAACUCAUUUCAAACCCUUCUACGCCCAAUCGAAGGCUAGUUUUGGUCCCCACGACUCUAUCCACUGUCAACUUUUCCGAGACCGACAUCGGCACCACUCCAGAUUGUCUGUCUAUGUUGGCCAACUGGGAGGAUAUCGCAAUCAUACCAGAAAAGGAUGACGACUCAGAUCUAGAAUGCUCACCCUCAAAAGAUAACCCACCAACUAAGAGCGCAUUUAUGACAGAAGAUGGGAACAAAUCGAUGAAUCGGGGAGAUGAACGUAGGGUAGAUGUUCCUCCGAGUAGAGAGCUCUCAAAAUGUGUGGUCUACAAGAGUCCAAAUACGACCAUUUACAACGCGGGCCGAGCUCCCAUCAGAUCUUCAGAUGCUUCUACAUUUAAGCUCCCGGUCGUAACGGCAGAGGCAUCUUCUCCCAACCCACCAGACGGAAAUCUUCUCGCACCUUCGACCGAGGCUAUCAAAAGAAAGCCCUCCAGCCCCAAAUCUUGGCCUCCCAACAAAAAAGCGCCUUUCAGGAUCCACGAAGAUGGAAGGCCAACAUCGAGCAGCUUCCCGUCGCCCGGGGCGAAUCCGUGCGGCGUCUCUCCUGCCCUCUUGAGCUCUUCGGGCAAUUUCAACCCAACUUUCAGGGUACCAGAAACCGGGAGGGUGACCCCUCCGUUAUGCCGGUGUGGCCGAAGAGCUCGAAGGUUGAACGUUUCGAACGGUGGCCCUAAUCAGGGCAAAGCAUUUUAUAGCUGCCCGGUGAGAAAAUGCGAAAGGAAUACAAAGGGCUGCAACUAUUUCCGAUGGGAACAUUCACUUGUAAAGGAGAAAAUGGGCCUUCCGGCUUCGACUUUAGGGGCUGGGGGCUUAAAGCCUUUAAAAAUUCAGGAUCAUCCCUCCCUGGGAAACGUUAAACCGAAGUUCCUGAAUCUACGGCCUUCGAUGCGAACUUAGGCAGGUUUUUCUUUUUCCUGCCUUUUAUUGGAAAAAAUGGAGUAUUUCAACCUUUGGAAAGUUAGCUUUCUUUUCUACAAAGCGCGAUCAUGUUUUGAAGCAUCACCGAAACUGUGUGUGCAUUUAGCAUCUGGUCUCGUCUGAAUGCAGUACCACAAACUGUCUUUGUCUUUUCAGUGUGUACUUUCUCUUCUUUGUUCUAGGCUCCUAAGUUUGAUUUUUUUUUUUUUUUUGGUUAGGAAUCAUGUUGUUUAUACUUUAAAUCGGUAAGCCUGACAGCCGAGAAAUUGCUUUUUAAAGAGCUGGCUUGUAAAACUUGCGUCAUGCUUUUAAAUGUUCUUUUAAACUAUCCUUUAAAAUAUUCUUGAUUCUGAGAAGUGAAAUAAAACGAACACCUCCCCCACUCCUGCAAAAGACAAUUAUCCAUUUUAAUACGGCACUUCCCACAAAGGAAAAACUGAUUUCUUUUAACAGUAUGUUUUUUUAACUAUCCCAAAUUUCCAUAACAAGGAAGGAAGGAAGGAAGGAAGGAAGGAAAGGCAAAUGAUGUAGCUGCUUUAAUGAGUCACAGGCAGGGUGCUGGCUUUUUACAUUCUGGGGUAUCGUGAGGCACUUUCCCCAAAUUAUAUCAGAAGCAUUGCACAGUGAGUAGAUCGUACAAAUUUGGUGAACAGAACAUCCGUAAAUCAAUCUGGAAUUCAGAAGGCACUGGCAUGGAUUACGGUGUAGGAACAUUGCCUGGGCUCUAACAUUCACAAUGGCGAUUAUUCUUUCAGCAUCCAAAAGAUAAAGGAGGGGUUGAUGAAAUGAUUUUAAUUUGGAAUUUGAUAAUUAGCUGAAAUUUAUUUAUUUAUUUAUUUAAUCAAAUUUUUAUACCGCCCUAUCUCCCGAAGGACUCAGCCCGAUAAAAAUACAAAUAUAAUACAAGAUAAAACACUAAUUAAAAAACUUAUUUAAAUAGGCCAAAAUUUAAAAUUACAAUUAAAAUGAUAAAAGCCCAUUAAAAUUAAAUUUAAAAUUAAAAUUCUAGUCCAGUCCUGCACAAAUAAAUAGAUGUGUUUUAAGCUCGCGGCGGAAGGUUCGAAGGUCAGAAAGUUGACGGAGUCUUGGGGGAAGUUCAUUCCAGAGGGUGGGAGCCCCCACAGAGAAGGCCCUUCCCCUGGGUGUCACCAGUCGGCACUGCCUGGUGGACGGCACCCUAAGGAGUCCCUCCCUGUGAGAGCACACGGGUCGGUGGGAGGCAAUCGGUGGCAGCAGACGGUCCUGUAAGUAGCCCGGCCCUAAGCCAUGGAGCGCUUUGAAGAUAGUUACCAAAACCUUGAAGCGCACCCGGAAGGCCACAGGCAGCCAGUGCAGUCUGCACAGGAGUGGUGUCAUAUGGGAGCCACGAGGGGCUCCCUCUAUCACCCGCGCAGCCGCAUUCUGGACUAACUGGAGCCUCCGGGUGCUCCUCAAGGGAAGCCCCAUGUAGAGAGCAUUGCAGUAAUCCAGGCAAGAUGUCACGAGAGCAUGAGUGACCGUGCAUAGGGCAUCCCGGUCCAGGAAAGGGCCCAACUGGCGAACCAGGCGAACCUGGUAAAAAGCUCUCCUGGAGACGGCCGUCAAAUGGUCUUCAAACGACAGCCGUCCAUCCAGGAGAACGCCCAAGUUGCGUUAAAGUUAAAUCCUUGCUUUUUUUCUUCUUCUUCUAUUGAGGGCUUGACUUUUACAGCGUGCCAGGUAACUGUGAAAAACAAGGGUGAAAUGCUCCCGGUUCGGACC
This is a messenger RNA of Ahaetulla prasina, 3851 nucleotides long. It is a transcript of the gene ERI2, whose product is annotated as ERI1 exoribonuclease family member 2. The record is from RefSeq and is a predicted model, not a curated record. Gene Ontology annotation, molecular function: zinc ion binding; nucleic acid binding; 3'-5'-RNA exonuclease activity. The transcript is spliced from 9 exons. NCBI's taxonomy places the organism in Eukaryota, Metazoa, Chordata, Lepidosauria, Squamata, Colubridae. Gene Ontology annotation, biological process: exonucleolytic trimming to generate mature 3'-end of 5.8S rRNA from tricistronic rRNA transcript (SSU-rRNA, 5.8S rRNA, LSU-rRNA). Bases 84 to 2090 code for a protein of 668 amino acids.